AUGGCCGACGAGGAGCGUGCCCAAGCGCUCUCAUCGUUCAAGACGAAGCUGCUAGAAUCGAGAGAAUGGGAGGCAAAGCUGAAGAACUUACGGCAGGAUAUCAAGGGCCUGCAGAAGGAUUUCGACCAAACGGAGGACAAUAUCAAGGCGUUACAGAGCGUUGGGCAGAUCAUUGGGGAGGUUCUAAAACAACUUGAUGAUGAGAGAUUCAUCGUCAAAGCUUCAUCCGGCCCUCGAUAUGUCGUCGGGUGCAGAUCCAAGGUGGACAAGGUGGCGCUGAAGCAAGGAACCCGGGUUGCUCUCGACAUGACCACCCUCACAAUAAUGCGGAUGUUACCUCGAGAAGUCGACCCCCUUGUCUACAACAUGUCGCUAGAAGACCCCGGCCAGGUCAGUUUUGGUGGCAUUGGAGGGCUGAAUGAGCAGAUCAGAGAAUUGCGAGAGGUUAUCGAGCUACCGCUGAAGAACCCCGAACUCUUCUUGCGAGUAGGGAUAAAGCCCCCGAAGGGUGUUCUAUUAUACGGUCCCCCCGGGACGGGGAAGACUUUACUGGCGAGAGCGGUUGCCAGUGGCCUAGAGACUAAUUUCUUAAAAGUCGUAUCAUCUGCUAUUGUCGACAAAUAUAUCGGAGAAUCGGCACGUCUAAUUAGAGAGAUGUUCGGGUAUGCCAAGGAGCACGAGCCGUGCAUCAUCUUCAUGGAUGAGAUUGAUGCUAUCGGAGGCCGAAGGUUUUCAGAAGGUACCUCAGCCGAUCGCGAGAUCCAACGGACGUUGAUGGAGCUGCUUAACCAGCUGGAUGGUUUCGAUUACCUGGGAAAGACGAAAAUCAUCAUGGCAACGAAUCGACCGGACACCCUUGACCCGGCGCUUCUGCGAGCUGGGCGUCUUGACCGGAAGAUCGAGAUCCCCUUACCAAACGAAGUCGGCCGGUUAGAGAUCAUGAAGAUCCAUGCUGCCGGUGUUGUUACGGAAGGGGAAAUUGAUUUCGAGACGGUUGUGAAGAUGAGUGAUGGACUUAAUGGGGCUGAUUUAAGAAACGUGGUUACUGAGGCUGGGCUCUUCGCAAUCAAGGACUACCGAGAUGCCGUGAACCAAGAUGAUUUCAACAAGGCGGUCCGGAAGGUGGCCGAAUCGAAAAAGCUGGAGGGCAAGCUUGAAUACCAAAAGCUCUAG
Molecule: messenger RNA, 1173 nt
Organism: Venustampulla echinocandica
Lineage: Eukaryota; Fungi; Ascomycota; Leotiomycetes; Helotiales; Pleuroascaceae
Product: p-loop containing nucleoside triphosphate hydrolase
Exons: 4
Coding region: 1-1173 (390 amino acids)
Biological process (GO): positive regulation of RNA polymerase II transcription preinitiation complex assembly
Cellular component (GO): cytosolic proteasome complex; proteasome regulatory particle, base subcomplex
Molecular function (GO): proteasome-activating activity; ATP binding; ATP hydrolysis activity
Source: RefSeq, a predicted model, not a curated record